UUAGCUUUCAGCUGAGGGACGGGGAGAAGAGGCGGGAAGAUGAGGAGUCCGGUUCUCAGAAAAGGUUUCAGUCACUAGCUGCGGUGUUGGGAGUAAGGGCGUCAUGUUUGAGCAGCGAUUGAGCGUUUGUAGCGGUCCGUAUUUUCCAGUCCUGUAGUGGUUAUGUUGGACACUCUGAGAAAGUCAGAGGAAGGUACGUCUUAUUCUAUCCAGGAGGCAUCUAGGAAGACUUUCUAGAGAAGGUGAACUCCCUCUAGUAAACUGUGCCCUUUAGAACUUCCUUGAUAUGAGCUUGGAUUAAGAGAGCAACAGAAAAUGACCAGGUCUCAGGGAUUUGUGUCAUUCAAAGAUGUGACUGUGGACUUCACUCAGGAGGAGUGGCAGGAGCUGGACUCUGCUCAAAAAAACCUGUACAGGGAUGUGAUGCUGGAGAACUACAGCAACCUUGUUUCAGUAGGGUGUCAGUCUCUGAAUUCAGAUGUAAUCUUCUUGUUUAAGCAAGGAGAACCAUGGAUGGAGGAGGGAGAAAUGUCAAAUUGGGCCUCUUCAGACUUUGAAAUUAGACCCAAAAUGAAAGAAUUAACUCCACAGAAGAGCAUUUCUAAAGAAGUAAUACUCCAUAAUAUGAUCGUUUACUCAGUUUUUGAAGACUGGAAACUUGAAGAUGAGAUAAAUUACCAGGAAAACCAAGACAAACUUUUGAACCAAGUUGCAUUUAUUAACAAUAAGCCACUGACUGAGGAGAUCAACCAAGAAUAUAACACACUGGGGAAAGUAGUUCGUCUGAACAGAACAUCUAAUGAACACAUCAGAGCCUUCAUACAUAAGUCAUACCUCUUUGCACAACCAAAAUUUCUAACAAGUGAAAAAUAUAAAUGUAUUCAGUGUGGGAAAGCCUUCAGUGGAAAGUCAGGACUUAUUGUACAUCAGAGAAUUCAUACUGGGGAAAAACCAUACAAAUGUAAUGACUGUGAAAAAGCCUUUAUUCAGAAGUCACAGCUCACUGUACAUCAGAGAACUCAUACAGGAGAGAAACCCUAUGAAUGUAGUGAAUGUGGAAAAGCAUUCAUCCAGAAGUCAAACCUCAUUAUUCAUCAGAGGAUUCACACAGGGGAGAAACCCUAUGAAUGCAAUGAAUGUAGGAAGGCUUUCAUCAAGAAAUCAACACUUAGUGUUCAUCAAAGAGCUCAUAUGGGGGAGAAACCAUAUGAAUGUGAUGAAUGUGGAAAAGCCUUCAUCUGGCAGUCACAGCUCAUUGUACAUCAGAGAAUUCAUACUGGGGAGAAACCCCAUAGAUGUAAUGAGUGUGGAAAAGCCUUCAACAGAAAGUCCGAACUAAGUGUACAUCACAGAAUUCAUACUGGAGAGAAACCCUUUGAAUGUAAUGAAUGUAAAAAAGCCUUCAUUCAGAAGUCAGAUCUCAUUGUACAUCAGAGAACUCACACUGGGGACAAAAGAUAUCAAUGCAUUGAAUGUGGGAAAGCCUUCAUCCGGAGUUCACAAUUCAUUGAACAUCAGAGAAUUCAUACUGGGGACAAACCCUAUGAAUGCAGUGAUUGCAGAAAAGCUUUUAUCCAGAAAUCACAACUCAUUGUGCAUCAGAGAAUCCAUACUGGGACAAAACCAUAUAAAUGCACUGAGUGUGGAAAAGCCUUUAGCAAGAAGUCACACCUUACUGUACAUCAUAGAAUACAUACUGGAGAAAAACCCUAUGAAUGCAGUGUAUGUGGUAGAUCCUUCAGCCGAAACGCUAAUCUUAUUCAACAUCAAAGAGUGCAUACUGGAGAGAAACCUUAUGAAUGUAAUGAAUGUGAAAAAGCCUUUACUCGUAGGUCAUACCUUAGAAAUCAUGAGAAAACACAUACUGGAGAAAAACCCUAUUCUUGCAAUGAAUGUGGGAAGGCUUUCAGCCAUAUUUCAGCCCUUACUCAACAUCACAGAAUUCACAGUGGAAAGAGACCAUAUGCGUGUGUUGAAUGUGGGAAAACCUUCAGCCGAAGCACACAUCUUAUUGAACAUCAAGGAAUUCAUUCUGGGGAGAAAUCCUACCAGUGUAAGGAAUGUAGGAAAGUUUUUUGCCGCAGCACCUCACUAAUCCAACAUCAGAAAAUUCACACAGAAGAAAAACUGUACAAAUGUAACGAAUGUGGAAAAUCAUUCAGCCGUAACCCAGCCUUUAUUCGGCAUCAGCGAAUUCAUACUGGAGAGAAACCUUAUGAAUGUAAUGAAUGUGGAAAAGCUUUUAGUCAGAACACUAACCUUAUUCAACAUCAAAGAGUCCAUACUGGGGAGAAACCUUAUGAAUGUAAUGAAUGUGAAAAAGCCUUUAGUCAUAGGUCAUCCCUUAGAAAUCAUGAGAGAAUACAUACUGGAGAAAAACCCUAUGCUUGCAUUGAAUGUGGGAAGGCUUUCAGCCAUAUUUCAGCCCUUACUCAACAUCACAGAAUUCACACUGGAAAGAAACCAUAUGCGUGUGCUGUAUGUGGGAAAACCUUCAGCCGAAGCACACAUCUUAUUGAACAUCAAGGAAUUCAUUCUGGGGAGAAAUCUUACCAGUGUAAGGAAUGUAGGAAAGUUUUUUGCUAUAGCUCAUCGCUAAUCCGACAUCAGAGAAUUCACACAGGAGAAAAACCCUACACGUGUAAUGAAUGUGGAAAAGCCUUCAGCCAUAUGCCAGACCUCAUUCAGCAUCAGAGAAUCCAUACUGGAGAGAAACCCUAUGAAUGUAAUGAAUGUGGAAAGGCCUUUAAUCGGAGUGCACGUCUUACUGAACACCAGAGAACUCACACUGGAGAGAAACCUUAUGUUUGUAAGGAAUGUGGGAAAACUUUCAGCCGAAGUACAUACCUUACUGAACAUCAAAAAAUACAUUCUGGUGAGAAACCCUAUAAAUGUAAUGAAUGUCCAAAACGAUUUUGCUAUAGAACAUCACUAAUUCGACAUCAGAGAACUCAUACAGAAGAGGAAGUCUACCAAUGUAAUGAAUGUGGGAAAUCCUUCAGCUUAAGCUCAGCCCUUACUAAACAUAAGCAGAAACACACAGUGGAGAAACCUUAUCAGAGUAAUGAAUGUGGGAAAGCCUAGAGCCAUAGGUCAUCCCUUACCCUUGAGCACUCACAGUAGUAGAAAACUCUAAGAUUGUUAUGCAAGAAAAUUUUUAGGUAAAAUACUGAUUUACUCAGUAAUACAAUUCUUGUUGUACUGGGAAGAAACACUGUUCUUGUCAUUCAUCUGAAAAAUGUGUUAUCACUGAUAUAAAAAUUUAUAAUGGAAAUAGUCAUCUCUAAAACUGAAGUUUGUCUUUUAAAGACAUUUAGGAAAUUAAUUUUAGAGAUAAUUUAUUACCAAUGUGUAUAUUUGCUUAUAAUUAAAGCCUUUUCAGAUACACAGAAGUUUUAGAGGGAUGAUAAAAAUUGUUCAUAUGUAAUCUUUUUUAGUAGUUCUCAUUUUAUUUUCUAAUGUUAAAGUAACACGUUUUUAGAGGGUUUGAAUUUUACAUUUUGACAAGUUUAAUCAAUAGCGAUAGACAAGAAUGCUUUCCCCCACAGAGAUAAUAUGCAUUAUUUUCCAGUAUUCAUGGAAUACUUUUAAUGGACUAUAUAUAUGGGUACAAAGAAAAUUUCAACAAAUUCUCCCAAAGGGAAAUAUUCAAACCCUCCCUGUUUAUUUAUAAAUUUUUACCACAAUGAUAAAAGAAUAACAACUGAAUAUAGCACCACAAAAUUUGAAAAUAGUUUCCUAGGUAAUUUUUGUGUUAAAAAAUAAACCCAAAGAGAAAAAAAUGCAAUGAUUAGAAAAUAAUAAAACUGGAACAUAAGUAUUCAAUUUAAAAAGAUAGGAAACCAAAUAACAAUAUAAGCCCAAAUAAAAGAAAAGGAAUGCAUUAAUAAAGGUAACAUAAUAUGUUAAUAAGUUAAGUUUAAAAAGUGCAUUUGAUAAAUCAAUAUAUAAAUUCUAGCAAGUAGGAUAAUGGGGAAAAAGAGAAAACACAAUAUCUAGGAGUAAGGAAAGGAAUAUAAAUACAGAUAAAAGGGAAGUUACAUUUUCUAACUCAAUCAUUAACAAGUCAAAUCUAGCAGUUUAGUAAAAUCAAUACUGAUAUUUGUCAUUGGACUUCCAGACUAGUUCAAAAGUAGAAAUGUACAGUAAUAAAGACUAUAUAAUACUUGGUGCUGUAGAAGCAUUUGGCAACAUUCUACAGCCAUUGGUAUUGUUUUAAAGUUAGGAGUAGAGGGAAAGCUCCUUAAGUUGAUAAGGGAUAUUUACAGGAAACCUAACAAACACUGCAAAUAACUAGAAUGUUCUUAUCAGAAGCAGAAAUGAGACAAAUGAUGUUUAAUGUCACCACUCUUAGCAUUGUUCUACAGGUCUCAGAUAAUUCAACAAGAGAAAAAAAUCUGAACCAGUAAUAUUUGAAAGGAAGAGAAAAAAUCCUGACAUCACUUGAGAUGAUAUAUUUGAUAACCAGAAAAUGCAGCUAGCAGAGCUACUAAAGUGGAUAUGUAUAUACUGUCAACAAUGCCAAAUAAAAAGCUUUCUUAAAAGAAAUAGAAAAUGUAAUGGAAAAGAGUGACAGUCACAGUAUUGACCAAAAAAUCUAAAAAUGCCAAGAAUAAAAAAAAAAAUUCCAAGAGAUUAUUAUAGGAUAAAUUUGUCUUUAAAGAACAGAGAAUAUUAUAAUAAAUGAAGAGACAUGAUUGGAAAAAUAGUAUAAAGAUGUCAGUUUGUUUUAAACUUAUGUUUGAUUUGCAAGCUUAAAUCAAAAGCUCAAUAGAGUUUUAAAAAACAGCUUUAUUGAGAUAUAAUUCUCAUACCACAUAAUUCAAUCUUUCAAAGUACAAUUCAGGUAUUAGCAUAUUCACAGUUUUGUGACCACCACCACUAUCUAAUUUCAGAACAUUUUCAUUAUAUCAAGAAACCCAUACCUAUUAGCAGUGACUCUCCAUUGACCUCCUUCCAGCCCCUGGAACCACUCACCUACUUUCUCUUUCUGAGGAUUUGCCUAUCCUGAUUUUUUUAUUUCAAUAAAAUCACAGAAUAUGUACCUUUUUGUGUCUGACUUUCAGUUAGCAUCAUGUUUUCAAGGUUUGUCCAUGUUGUGGCACACAUCACUACUUCAUUUCUCUUUAUGGCUAAAUAACAUUUCAUUGUAUGGUUAGACCACAUUUUUUAAUCCAUUUAUCAAUUGAUGGAUAUUUGUAUUGUUUCCACUUUUUGGUUAUUGUGAAUAAUGCUGCUACAAACGUCCACAUGUAAAUUUUUGUGUGGUCAUGUUUUCAGUUCACUUGUGCAAAUAUACUAGGGAGUGAAAUUGUUGAGUCCUAUGUUAACUCUAUGUUUAGCCUUUUGAGGAAAUGCCAGACUAUUUUCUGAAGCAGCUAUACCAGUUUUCAAUCCCAUCAGC
Molecule: messenger RNA, 5404 nt
Organism: Hippopotamus amphibius kiboko
Lineage: Eukaryota; Metazoa; Chordata; Mammalia; Artiodactyla; Hippopotamidae
Product: zinc finger protein 420-like
Exons: 8
Coding region: 316-3084 (922 amino acids)
Biological process (GO): regulation of immune system process; regulation of cytokine production; negative regulation of transcription by RNA polymerase II
Cellular component (GO): nucleus
Molecular function (GO): RNA polymerase II transcription regulatory region sequence-specific DNA binding; DNA-binding transcription repressor activity, RNA polymerase II-specific
Source: RefSeq, a predicted model, not a curated record